Colossoma macropomum (tambaqui) is the source of this 1682-nucleotide messenger RNA. RefSeq names its product porcupine O-acyltransferase (gene porcn). Gene Ontology annotation, cellular component: membrane; endoplasmic reticulum. The transcript has 15 exons. Gene Ontology annotation, biological process: Wnt protein secretion; protein palmitoylation; lipid modification. NCBI's taxonomy places the organism in Eukaryota, Metazoa, Chordata, Actinopteri, Characiformes, Serrasalmidae. Gene Ontology annotation, molecular function: palmitoleoyltransferase activity; Wnt-protein binding. Bases 130 to 1521 code for a protein of 463 amino acids. The record is from RefSeq and is a predicted model, not a curated record.
AAUCAGCCACAUCAGGGCAGCAUCAGUACCGACUGUGGAGCCGCUCUGUACACGAAACUAAACACAUUACGAUAAAGAUUCCUCCCUCCGUUGGGAUAAUUUUAGACAAACGGACGCAUUUGCACAGCAAUGGGGGCUCUCAGUCGACAGGAGUUUUUUCAGGAGCUGCCCUCUGGCUGCCUGCUUCCAACUGCUCAACAGGGUCUGCAGCAAGUAUGGCAGCUUUUGCUCAUCUGCUUGGUGUGCAGACUGCUAUGGAGAAUUGGCAGACUGCCCUCCUACGUAAAGCAUUUGAGUACAAUUGCAGGUGGCUUUUACACACUCUACCUGUUCUUUGAGCUUCACAUGGUGUGGGUGGUGUUGCUCAGCCUUCUCUGCUACCUCAUCCUCUUCCUAUGCCGACACUCCAGCAGUCGCGGCCCCUUCCUUUCUAUCACUGUACUUAUCUACCUAUUGUUAGGGGAGCUGCAUAUGAUGGACACUAACAGUUGGCACAAAAUGAGAGGCUCGCAGAUGGUAGUUGCCAUGAAGGCGAUCUCUCUUGCCUUUGACUUGGACAAAGGCACUGUGGAGAGUGUACCUUCCCCAGUGGAGUUUAUGGGUUAUGUUUACUUUGUGGGAACGGUUAUAUUUGGGCCUUGGAUCAGCUUCAACAGCUACAGGGAAGCAGUAGAAAGCCGGAAACUUAGUAUGUCCUGGUUUAUGAAGGUGAUCUGCAGCUGGAUGAAGAGUCAGCUCUGCCUGGUUGUCUCCAACUGUGUCGCUCCCUAUCUCUUCCCUUACUUUAUCCCAAUCAUGGGAGACAGACUACUUUGCAAUAAGAAGAGGCGAAAAAUCAGAGGCUCUGUUGCAAGGUGGUUGCUGGCCUAUGAAAACACAAUGUCCUUCCAUUUUAGUAACUACUUUGUGAGUUACUUCAGUGAAACCACCACUACACUGGCAGGUGCUGGCUUCACAGAAGAGAAGGAUCACCUUAAGUGGGAUCUUGCAGUAGCUAAACCACUAAAUGUAGAGUUUCCAAGGUCUAUGGUGGAGGUUGUAACUUCUUGGAAUCAGCCCAUGUCUCGCUGGCUCAAUACCUAUGUGUUCAGGAAGGCUCUGAAACUUGGUACAUUUCAGGCUGUCCUCCUCACCUAUACAGCCAGCACUUUGCUGCAUGGAUUAAGCUUCCACAUUGGAGCAGUGUUAGUAACCCUCGGCUUCAUGACAUAUAUUGAGCAUGUGUUGAGGAAAAGGUUGUCCACCAUCUUAAAUGCGUGUGUCCUCUCAAAGAGAUGCCCACCAGAUUGCAAACACCAAAAUAAGAAGGCAUUUUGGGUGUACUUUAUUAAUGGAAGCUUUAGCGUGCUAGCAGUGAUCCACCUAACCUACCUGGGCUCAGUCUUCGGCUCCAGCACUGAUGAUAUAGACUCAGAUGAGGAUGUCCUGGGCGGUCACACUAUCCAUAAAUGGACAGAGUUGAGUUGGAUCAGUCACUGGGUGACCUUUGGCCUUUGGGUUGUGUACCGCCUUAUUAUGUGAACACUGACACUUGAGCAGACAGAGAAGUUGACUGGAGAAGAGGCAAGUAAUAAACAGACUCAUCAUUUGGACCUGCCAUGGUGGCAGUCCUAGGUCUACAUGACAUCACUGUGAAGUGUAAAUGCACUGGACCGGAGAACAAAAUCCCUAACCAAUCCUAA